Messenger RNA from Parasteatoda tepidariorum (common house spider), 543 nucleotides. Lineage: Eukaryota; Metazoa; Arthropoda; Arachnida; Araneae; Theridiidae. The record is from RefSeq and is a predicted model, not a curated record.
ACAAUUGAAAAUGCCAAAAAAGAGGAUCAAAAAUAUAUUCUAGAGAGAAGAAGGGAUCACAUUUCUCAUUUCAUACUUCGUUUAGCAUAUUGUCGUAGAGAAGAUUUGCGUCGAUGGUUUAUUACUCAAGAAGUUGAUCUGUUUCGCCUUCGUUUCAUGGCAGAGCAUAGUGAAAUUAGAGCCAAAUUUAUGAAGUUUAAUGACUUGAACUAUGAUGAAAUCACAAGUGAGGAAAAGGAACGGUUGAGUUCGAAAUUGUACCUAGGUUUCAACCAUUCACUAACUAAAGUUUUGGCUUCGAAGUUUUAUAAGGUCCCUUUUACAGAAGUUUUAGAUCUCAUAAAAAACCGUAAAGUAUAUUUGGAGAGAGGAUUAGCGUAUAUUCCUGAAGAGGAUCUAGUUGUCACCGUUGUCUCAGCAUAUAGAGCCCAUCUUUCACAUGCAUUAGCUGUAAGGAAUAAAAGCAUUUGUUUUGUAUAUUUAUCUCUACAUUCUGUCUUACAAGUACUAUUUCAAUACGUCUUUUAAGUUAAUAUAGCAUCU